Cottoperca gobio is the source of this 1868-nucleotide messenger RNA. It is a transcript of the gene pik3r6a, whose product is annotated as phosphoinositide-3-kinase, regulatory subunit 6a. Lineage: Eukaryota; Metazoa; Chordata; Actinopteri; Perciformes; Bovichtidae. The transcript is spliced from 6 exons. The coding region runs from base 776 to 1348 and encodes 190 amino acids. The record is from RefSeq and is a predicted model, not a curated record.
UCUCCCUCUGUACUGAGGGCAGACUGGAGCUACAGUGUCUCACUGUCGCCUCUAGAGGAACAAGUGGUAUUACAAGACUGGACGGAGCGGCGCUAGUCAGCUAGCAUGCUGAAAUCAGUAGUCACAAUACACAGACGUCUUUGACAAAACAUCAACACUGUUACCUCUUCACAUUCUGUUGAUAAUGUUAGUCCAUAGUGUUAUAGUUUUAAGUUUAGAUGCUGCAUAUCUUACACAUUGAGCCUUAAAAAAUAUCAAAUAAAUAAAAUAAUUUUCCCUGAAGUGUAUUGCAUUAGAAGUGUAGAGUAGCAGGAAUGGGAAUACUCACGUAAAGUACAAGUACCUCAACAUUGAACUCAAGUACAGUACUUGAUUACAUGUACACCAGAAUAAACAACGACCUACUUCUGAGCUGAUUGAAAACAGGAAGUGGUUUUGAAUAGUUUCACUUUGUGAACCCUCCCUUGCUGUAAGUGCGUCCAGUGGCUACCAGAUGGCGCUAUUUAGUUACUAUGUAACCAGCAUGAGCACUGGUUACCACAGGGAGACUGCUGUGCGCUGCACGCACACCGACACCUGCCACAGCUGGUGGGGACCGCUGGAGCAUCUCGCUCCCUCUGCCUCUACAGGUUGGUGUCUGACUGGCGGUGACUCAAUGAAAUACAGCAACAAACUGAGACUGCAAGACCCUCCCCUGUAGUUUCCCAUCGGUGUUUCUCAGCCACCGCAAGUGGAAGCGUAAAGAGAAGAGAGGAGAAGAGCAGCUGCGGGACCGAUGGAGAAGAAGCAGGGAUCCUCUCUUCAGUACGGUUCACUGGAGCGCACUGAAUGGAGCAGAGACACCAACAAACCAGACGACGACGUGGUGUCCAUGGCGGACUCCACCAUCACCACGGACGACAUUGAGGGGGAGCUGUUUAAGAUUGACAGGAUCAGAGACGUGCUGGUCAGGAGGGAGUCAGAGCUCAGAUACAUGAUGGAUGACAUUCAGCUGUGCAAGGAGAUCACUCGUCUGAAGAAGGAGCUGCAGAAAUUAGUGUCCAUACCAGAUAAUGACAAGUCCAACGAGGACCGGCAGAAGGAAGAAGAACUACUGCAGCAGAUCCACAAGCUGGUCGAGACCAGAGAUUUCCUGGUGGACGAUGUGGAGUUUGAACGACUCAGGGAAAAAGAAGAAGAUAAAGAAAUGGCUGAUUUUCUGAAGUCCAAAUUCCCAAGAAAUAUAAAGAAAAAAGGUGUACCAACCAGACGGGCUCCAUCCAGGGCUCAGCAGACAUCUUCUCCCUUCGCCAAGACAGGCCUCACCCUGCUGAAGGAGUGCUGUGGCUUCACAUGCUCCAUCAUGUAGACUGGAGUGAGAAUGGAGGGCCCCACUGCAGGGCUGACACUAUUGGCCACUAUACAAGAGUCAAUAUUUCCACUUUCAGCUUUUCAGUCCGAGAAAGACUUUGAAGCAUGGAUGGAGCAGUGUAGACGCAAGUUGAGAAAUCUCCAAGGGGAGAGCAAAGGAUGUUGCAAAGAUCCUUUGGGGUGUUUUUUCAUGCUAAGACCCAAGUUUGUCUCGUGUUAGAUGUGUUUGUCUCUUUCAUUGGACUUUAAAUCUGGUUUUGUUUCUUAUGCUCUCUACGUCUCAUCAUUUUCACUUCUGAACAGCUUCCAAAAAGGAACAACCCAACACAUGGUAUUUAUUUCUCUUUUUCAGGCCGAGAGGACAGCGAUAGAAACAGAAACAGCAGAGCACGAGUCAGGCAUGUAUUGUGGACACACUAAUUGGAUUCAACCGCCAUAACCCGCCUACAACUUUAAUAUUUAUAGACUCUGCUGACCUAUGAUAACUGUCAUCUCCUCAUUAAAAUGGUUGUUUUGCA